UUCAAGAAAAAAGAUAUUGGUCUCUUAUUUGACUAAAGUAGAUAGUUGACGUUUGACGUUUACUAUUUUGUUUCUCAAUACAGAAGUAGGAUAAAGAUUGGCUGUCUCUUUUUUUCCGCCUAUAUUCUCUAUAAACAAGACAGAGAUCACAAAGUUAUAAUAGAAUUUAAAAUAUUUAGGUUAUUCAAAUGUAUUUGCUGUAGGUUAGAGAGAAAGAAAAGACAAAGUUUGUAAUUUUGUCGAAAAGAAGUUGUGUUUUGUGUUAUGAUUUAUGACAAAAGUUUUUAAAUGUGCUUACGAAACAAAAAGUAAUAUAAACGUAAACCGAGACAAACUCUUUUUUUUUGAGAAUGAAUAGAGAGGAUAAUGUAAACUGGUUUCAUGGGAAAAUAUCUCGGGAAACUGCUGAGGAACUGUUAAAAGAAGAGGGUGAAGAUGGUGUUUUCUUAGUUCGUGAAAGCAAUACUUCUCCUGGGGACUAUGUAUUGUCUGUUUUACACCAGGGAGAAGUAGCACAUUACCAAAUCCGUCGGCACAGAGAAGAUGCAUUCUUUUCGAUAGAAGAACACACAACAGUUCAUGGUUUGGAUACACUGAUACAACAUUAUCAGGGCGAUUCAAAUGGCCUGGUCACACGGUUGGCAGUGGUUUGCAAGGGACAGCCUCCACCUCAUGAAUCGAGAACGCAAGGAACCACAAAUCUAUUGCAUCGGGCAACAGAAGCCGGGGAUUACAAUAUAGUGUCACAACUGUUGGCCUGCGGUUACCGUAGCCGGGAUGCGAAGAACCAGGACGGCCAGACAGCUGUCCAUAUAGCGGCGAGGGCGGGAAGAGAUAACAUACUGGAGAAGCUCAUAGAGAGUGGCGCCACCGUCAACGUUAGGGACUCGUUCGGGUAUACACCGCUACAUUAUACCUGUCAAAACAACUUGCCCAGCACUACCGAACUUCUCAUAACUAAAGGGAAUGCCAACUAUCAAAUGAGACACGCUCCGACUGGCAAGAUGCCUCUUCACGACGCCGCCCAACGUGGAUAUAUAGAUUGUAUCAAAGUGCUGUUAAAACUCAAAGCCCCAGCUCAUCCGAGAACCUUGUCCAAAGAGACUCCAGCCCAGCUGGCGAAGAAUAACGGACACACCGAAUGCUAUCAACUGCUGAAAAACUACAAGCCCGAUCCACCGAAAACGUCGAAGAGCCAAUGGUACCACGGGACAUUGAAUCGCGAGGAAGCCAUGCAUCAGUUGCAGGAGUACUGCAAACAGCAUCUAUCAGAUAAAUGCUCCGACGGGGUGUUCCUUGUUAGAUACAGCGAGAGACACACGGGGGCGUAUGUGCUCACCAUGCUGCAUGGGAACACCCCCUAUAACUUCAUCAUCAGGAAAGAGAAGGACUGGUUGUUCAUCGACGACGGUCCAUACCUGGAGUCCCUCGAGCGUUUAGUGGAGCACUACAGUAGUGUAUCCGACGGCCUCCCCUCACGGCUCACGGUACCCGUGCCGCCCAAACCGAAGCCCCCCCUACCGGAAUUUUCUACGAUGCCGAGAACAAAGAAGUCACCAAAUCGUGCUCCCCUGAACCAAUCACUGUCACUAAUGAAACAGGACACACUGAAAGAUCAAGCGACGUCUCUCAACAACAACGCCUUUGAGCUCCUCACUAGAAACCUAUCCUUCUCGUCCGACUUCAACAAGCAGAGUUUUAACAAUAAUGACGCAGCCGAAAAUGAUACGUACAAAGUCCCCGCCAACAACAGCGCUGUGAUGACGUUGACCGAGAAUUAUAAUGAAAUUACUAUCAACUCUGACGGUCAGCUGUCGACCCUGCAAGAGUUCAUUCCGUUCAGUGAGUUGACGCUGGGCAGUGUGUUGGGUGAGGGCGAGUUCGGGUCGGUUCUCCGUGCCGUGUACGCCCCUCCAGACCAGGCUGCGGUCCACGUGGCCGUUAAAACACUCCACGUGCAGCACACGGACACCAACAAACAGGAAUUCCUCGCCGAGGCCAAACUGAUGAUGUCCUUGAGACACAAGUGUAUCGUCAGACUCAUCGGAGUCUCACUGGGUCCCCCACUCGCGAUGGUUCAAGAGCUGGUUCCCCUGGGUUCCGUGCUGCAGCUGGUGUGUCGUCAGACGGUCGCCCCUCAUGAGCUGCGCCUAUGGGCGUGGCAGGUCGCUGCUGGGAUGAACUACCUCGAGAGUCGACGGUUCGUCCACAGAGAUCUCGCGGCUAGGAAUAUAUUACUUGCCACCAGGCACCAAGCCAAAAUCAGUGACUUCGGUCUCUCUCGCGCCCUGUCCAGCGAUAGUUCGUAUUACAAGGCGAGUAGAGGCGGCAAGUGGCCCAUCAAGUGGUACGCGCCAGAGUCAUACAAUUAUGGCACUUUCAGUCAUAAGAGCGAUGUUUGGAGCUACGGAGUCACAUUAUGGGAAAUGUUCUCUGGAGGCAAGCAGCCGUAUGGGGAGAUGAGGGGAAUAGAGGCAAUACAAAUCGUCGAGAGCGGCCAGCGUCUAGACCGGCCGCUAGACUGUCCCGAUGAUAUUUAUCAAGUGAUGUUGGAUUGUUGGGCGUACAGUCCCGACUUGAGGCCGACGUUCGGGAAACUAGUAGAUGUGUUUUCCAAGCAUCCGGAGUAUGUGAAUCUCAGUGAACUAGCAGUGGAAAGUGAGGAGGUCAAUGUUUGAGGACAACAUAGUGUUAUCUACCAGUUUACUCUUAAAAUACACGUUUAUACAACAUCAGGCCCAGACAACGUUUCGCAUUUAGAUAUACGUACAAACAACGGAUAUGACAAAUUUAUGUAAUAGUAUAUGUAUAAAAUUUUUACAUAUUGACACUUAUAUGUAAUUACAACCAUUAUGUGCCUGAUAAUUAAUCGAUAGUUCGUAUUUUUGUACAAAAAAUAUAUAUAUUAAGCUAAAAAAAUCUCAAAUGAUUUUUAACAUCCUAUUAAUAUACUGAAUAAAUAUCCGUAAUACAAUCAUUGAGUUUAUAAGGAAAUAUAAUGAUUUAUAAUACUGUUAAAUUAUAUACGAAAAUUGUUUAUGAAGUGGUUGAGUUAGUUAGGUUAAAAAGAUGUUGCCGUCAUUAAAUUAUUAAGUGAAAUCAAUGUGUAUUUUAUAUUUAAAAAAAAAAAAAUUGUUUUAGAAUUAUUAGUCUAUGCAAUAAUUUUAUCGUCUUCGUUCCUCUAUUUAGUUGGAUGUAAUUGUCUAAUUUUUUUUUUAUACUAUAAACCAUUUGAUACAAAGUUUACAUUCCUUAGUGUAAUAUAGUUAACGAUUUUAUAUCAAGCAGGGCUGUUUCUGUCUGUGUCAGAGUUAUUUAAAAAUAUGUAUUACAAUGUACAAUGUUUAAUGAGAACAAGCUUCAUCGGUUUAUAGACAAUGCCAUGAAAAUGCCAUAGUGUUUUGAUGCGAAUAUUGCCAUGAGGUUGUGUUGUAUUUUAUAAAAAAUAUAUUAAGUUACCCAAAUCAUGUUUAGUUUAUAAAGAAUUUAUAUUAAAUUCUAUCGUAUGAGUCUGACUAAACGUAUAUUAUAUACUAAUAUAACAAAUUAUAUCAAUUUUAAUUAUGUGAGAAUGGUAUUUUUAUCAUUAAAUAAAAUAUUCCAUAAUUUUUCUCAG
This is a messenger RNA of Danaus plexippus (monarch butterfly), 3616 nucleotides long. It is a transcript of the gene Shark, whose product is annotated as tyrosine-protein kinase Shark. The coding region runs from base 351 to 2678 and encodes 775 amino acids. The record is from RefSeq and is a predicted model, not a curated record. Gene Ontology annotation, biological process: protein phosphorylation. Gene Ontology annotation, molecular function: ATP binding; protein binding; protein tyrosine kinase activity. NCBI's taxonomy places the organism in Eukaryota, Metazoa, Arthropoda, Insecta, Lepidoptera, Nymphalidae. The transcript has 14 exons.